UCAGGCAUCAAGAUGAGUUGUAAAUGUUUGGCAUAUAUGGAAAAGAAAUCUGGGAGAUGCUGCUGAAUGAGAAAUAAAAUACAAAUCGAAAUUAGGGGACACAGAAUGGAAUGGGCCCUUUGUUUUCGGCCACUGCAGGACCCACUCGUAGACCAGGACGAAGUUCCCCGUGGUCAUUUCCAAGGCAUUGUGGACCUGCUUCCCCAGCUCUGCAUCAUCGUCGAUACAUUUCCCUUUGUGCAAGGGUUUUCUAUGUUGUUCAGCCCUUACCAUCAAGUGCGCCUGAACUUUGCCCUCAUCAUCCUAGGCUCAUUGUCCAGCGAGCAGCUGAAAGGCUUCAGAGGAUUUCCUCCCCGCAUGCCUGCUUACUCCUCUGCCCUGGGAGAUGAGGCUUCUCCAGAGGAGUGUUCUCUUCCGGGCAGCGAAGACUUGGGUCCAGAGAAGAAACUUUAAUGAACGUUGAGGUCCUCUGCGCACCGCCUGGGGAGCCGGUUUCCCCUUGCUAUGGAGGGUAAUUUUUAAGAUGAAUCCCCACCCGGAUGAGACCCUCAACCUAUCGAUACCCGCUUCCCUGGAAGACGCCGCCCUGGGCAAUGACAGCCUGGUUGGCUCGAACCGGACAAUCAGCAAUUCCAGCUUGCCGGCUCUGGAUGUCACCAGGGCCAUCUCCGUGGGGAUCGUGCUCGGCGCCUUCAUCCUCUUUGCCAUCGUGGGGAACAUCCUGGUGAUCCUCUCCGUCGCCUGCAACCGGCACCUGCGGACGCCCACCAACUACUUCAUCGUCAACCUGGCCAUCGCGGACCUGCUGCUGAGCUUCACCGUCCUGCCCUUCUCGGCCGCGCUCGAGGUGCUGGGCUACUGGGUCCUGGGGAGGGUCUUCUGUGACAUCUGGGCGGCCGUGGACGUGCUCUGCUGCACAGCGUCCAUCCUGAGCCUGUGUGCCAUCUCCAUAGACAGGUACAUCGGCGUGCGCUACUCCCUCCAGUACCCAACCCUGGUCACGAGGCGUAAAGCCAUCCUUGCCCUGCUGAGCGUCUGGGGGUUGUCCAUGGUCAUCUCCAUCGGGCCCCUGCUUGGGUGGAAGGAGCCCGCUCCCAAUGAUGAGAAGGAGUGCGGUGUCACCGAAGAACCCUUCUAUGCCCUGUUUUCAUCCUUGGGCUCCUUUUACAUUCCACUGAUCGUCAUCCUGGUGAUGUACUGCCGGGUCUAUGUGGUCGCCAAAAAGACCACCAAGAACUUGGAGGCGGGGGUGAUGAAGGAGAUGUCCGACUCCAAGGAGCUGACGUUAAGAAUCCACUACAGAAACAUACACGAGGACACCUUCAGCAGCACCAAGCCCAAGGGGCACCAUCCCAGGAACUCCAUUUCGGUCAAACUUUUCAAGUUCUCCCGGGAAAAGAAGGCGGCCAAGACCCUGGGCAUCGUGGUCGGUAUGUUUAUCUUGUGCUGGCUGCCCUUCUUCAUAGCUCUGCCACUUGGGUCCCUGUUUUCUACCCUGAAGGCCCCCGAGGCGGUCUUCAAGGUGGUCUUCUGGCUCGGCUACUUCAACAGCUGCCUCAACCCAAUCAUCUACCCCUGCUCCAGCAAGGAGUUCAAGCGCGCCUUCACCCGCAUUCUCAGGUGCCAGUGCCACCGGCGCAAGCGGCUGGGCUGGUGGGCCUACAACUACCGGACGUGGAACCGAGGCUCCUUCGAGCAAUCCCGCAAGGACUCCCUGGAUGACAGCGGGAGCUGCCUGAGUGGCAGCCAGAGGACACUGAAUUCAGCCACCCCCAGCCCCGGCUACCUGAGCAAAGUCACCCACCCGCGGGUGGAGAUGUACACUUUCCAGGAGUGGAAGACCUCCAGCACCCACCUGAGCCCUCCCCACCACGAGCCGGGGAGACCCAGGGACCCUGGACAUUUCUUCACCUUCAAGUUCCUGACAGAGCACAACGGCCAUCUGGGGCUGAGCGGCCACGGCUCCUCCAGCAAUGGGGCUUGCCAAAGCACUGGGCCCGCGCUGAAUGGCCAGGCUGGCUUCAAGAGGAAUAUGCCCCUCGGGCUGAACCAGUUUUGAGAAACAGUAGUCGUCCCCCCCCGGGUCCGACCACCCCGGCAGCUUCCCUGGCGGGACGGCGAACGGCGGGGUUGAGAGGAGGCUGACGUUCACUCUCUGUGGGAUUCUGGGGUCGAGGGAUGGUGGCGAGGGGAGUGGGGGGACAGCAGGGCCAGCCUCCUUUCAGUCCUGGUCCAGCUGCCCUGGUGAGGGGCAGGACACCUGACACGUUUCCAGGGAUGCCACAGAAAUCUGGGCACCAACCGUGGAAGAGACACGAGGACUGACUGCAAAAUAAUUCCAGCUGCUUGGAAAUGCCGUGCCCCAAUCAAUAUAUACGCAUAUGUAAAAAUAAGCAUAUAUAUGUGUAUAUUAGUAGAUAUACUGUAUGUAUAUGUGUAGGGUGAGUGUGUGUGUGUAUGUGUGUAUGUGUGUAGGAAAGUAUGUACUUUGGGGAGAGUGUGUGGAAACCUAAAAGGAAACAGGUGGCACUUUGUUUUGUGAUUUUCCUUUGUUCCUCUCAGCAGUCCACGUCACCUCUGUCAAAUCCCUCCUUGUGCGUCACUGAAUGUUGGCACUUUAGAGAAAACUGUCAAACAUUAAAAGCCAUUUCCCACGA
Molecule: messenger RNA, 2657 nt
Organism: Tachyglossus aculeatus (Australian echidna)
Lineage: Eukaryota; Metazoa; Chordata; Mammalia; Monotremata; Tachyglossidae
Gene: ADRA1B
Product: adrenoceptor alpha 1B
Exons: 5
Coding region: 524-2059 (511 amino acids)
Biological process (GO): regulation of vasoconstriction; positive regulation of cytosolic calcium ion concentration; regulation of cardiac muscle contraction
Cellular component (GO): membrane
Molecular function (GO): alpha1-adrenergic receptor activity
Source: RefSeq, a predicted model, not a curated record